AUGAAUCAGGAGAGCAUGUUCUGCUUGACCUUCAUCCCUGAGGUCAGCUGCCAGAUUCUGGAGCAAUCUGAGCAUGCUUAUCAUGCUCGCGGAAGAGAUAGAGGACAAACUGGGAUGGAGAAACUGGAGCGGGAGCUCACGUAUGAUAACUUUGUUGCAUGGACCAGGCCCACGUGGGACAUGUGCACUUGCCCAGAUUGAAGAUGGAGAAGACCUGCGACCUGAAAGCCGUUCUGGUCAGCAUGGGCAUGAUGGACUCCUUUGAAGGGUUCAGGAGCAAUUUCUCAGGUAUGUCACCCAACAACAACCUGGAGUUGUCUUAGGUGGUGCACAAGGCCUUUGUAGAGGUGAAUGAGGAAGGCACCGAGGCUGCGGCUGCCACUGCCAUAAGGCUGUCUCCCCGAUCAGUCAUUUUUUUAUUUUAAUGUUGAAAGCAUAAUAUACGUACCUUCAAAGCCGCCAUCCCUUUCUGUUCUUCAUCCGCCACAACAGUACCCAGAACAUCCCCUUCUGUGGCAGGUACUGCUCCCCUUAA
This is a messenger RNA of Coregonus sp. 'balchen', 535 nucleotides long. The record is from the annotation of a GenBank genome assembly. Lineage: Eukaryota; Metazoa; Chordata; Actinopteri; Salmoniformes; Salmonidae.